This is a messenger RNA of Antrostomus carolinensis (chuck-will's-widow), 768 nucleotides long. Its product is annotated as breast carcinoma-amplified sequence 3-like. Gene Ontology annotation, cellular component: cytoplasm. Gene Ontology annotation, biological process: autophagy; response to starvation. The transcript is spliced from 6 exons. Lineage: Eukaryota; Metazoa; Chordata; Aves; Caprimulgiformes; Caprimulgidae. The record is from RefSeq and is a predicted model, not a curated record. The coding region runs from base 1 to 768 and encodes 255 amino acids.
AUGAGAAUGAUAAUUCAGUUCCUGCAGUCUUGGAAGUUCUCUGUGUUUGCAGUCAUGGUUCCACCAGGGAGCCCUGGCCCGAUCACUCGACAUGAGUCGUACGACAGCUUAGCGUCUGACCACAGUGGGCAAGAGGAUGAAGAGUGGCUGUCACAGGUGGAAAUAGUGACUCACACGGGGCCUCAUCGACGCCUGUGGAUGGGCCCACAGUUCCAGUUCAAAACAAUCCACCCCUCAGGCCAAACAACCGUCAUUUCAUCCAGUUCUUCAGUCCUGCAGUCGCAUGGUCCAAGUGAUACCCCGCAGCCUCUUCUGGACUUUGAUACGGAUGAUCUUGAUCUCAACAGUCUCAGGAUUCAGCCAGUUCGCUCAGAACCUGUUAGCAUGCCGGGGUCGUCACGUCCAGUUUCUGAUCGCAGAGGAGUUUCAACAGUGAUUGAUGCUACCUCAGGUGCCUUCGACCGGAGCGUGACCUUGUUGGAGGUGUGCGGGAGCUGGCCCGAGAACUUUGGUCUCCGUCACAUGUCUUCUAUGGAGCACACUGAAGAGGGCCUUCGGGAGCGCCUGGCCGAUGCGAUGUGUGAAUCUCCCAGCAGGGACAUAGUGGGAUCAGGAACAGAGCUUCAGCGAGAAGGAAGCAUAGAGACGCUGAGUAACAGCUCGGGUUCCACCAGCGGCAGCAUCCCACGCAACUUCGACGGCUACAGAUCGCCCCUCCCAACUAACGAGAACCAGCCCCUCAGCCUUUUCCCCACUGGAUUCCCUUAA